Parastagonospora nodorum SN15 is the source of this 330-nucleotide messenger RNA. RefSeq lists its product as hypothetical. The transcript has 2 exons. NCBI's taxonomy places the organism in Eukaryota, Fungi, Ascomycota, Dothideomycetes, Pleosporales, Phaeosphaeriaceae. The record is from RefSeq and is a predicted model, not a curated record. The coding region runs from base 1 to 330 and encodes 109 amino acids.
AUGGAAGCACCACCUAAAUCCCCCCUCACCUCCCUCACAAGCACCCUAACAUCCUUCUUCGCCCUCUACUUCACUACCCUCUUCAGUCUCGACUCAUACACUGCCGCGCGCAACUCGCCAUUCCGACCUGCUAACCAAACCCUCCCACCCGCCAACUCCACACAAACCGGCGCGCGGUCAGAGUACCAGGCGGGCAUGCACGGCAGGGGACGUAGAGGCCCGGGUGGAGGUGAGCCGCCGAGGGGAGGACGGGACGUUGGCGGUAUGAGGGACUCGGGGCCCGCGGUGGGAAUGGGGGCGAAUACGUCGUGUGGGGCAUGCAUGACUUGA